GCGUUGCUGAAUGUAGAGCUCGCCUAUGGCCAUGUGGCGAGAUGAAGCCAACAAGCUUGCGAGGCGCUUGAACCCCGAUUCAGCUGGCGAGAAGCUCUUGCUGUUUGACAAAAAAGAUGAAGAGCAGUGCACACUCACAGUCCUGAAUUGGACGUCAAGCUACACUGGCAAGUCGCAAGACGAGGCGGCUAAGAGGUUCGUGGAGGAUCCAGAAGUGAAGAGAGAGAUUGAUAAUCUUGGGCCCUCCAAGAGGAAAAAGAAGAUGUUGGCGCAUGAGGCCCAAACUGCCAAAAGUGUUUUCAACUCCAUUUGCCCUUGAUGUGCGUGGGCGGGGCCAUGCGAAGUUACAUGGGCGGCCCAAGCGCUGCCGAAAGAAGUGUCUAUGCGGAAAAGCGCCGUGCUACAGCUGAGCAGAGCUGUGAGGAAGUGCUGGCGCUUCCGUGUGCUUGUGGUAUGUUGAGUGAGCGACCAGGCCCAGCAACGUGUGAGCCGCCUGCGGUCACCGCCUCAAAACGUCAACACCUCGUGGAACCCCCACGGGCUGUUGAAAACAGCUGCAACACACCUUGCAACGCAUGUUGAGUGUCUAAGGCCAAGAUGUCGGGCAUUUCACGUGUUCUUGCGGCCUCCCAGGAUUUCACCAAGAAGGUGUUGACCAAGGAAGCGGAGGCGGCCGGGCUUCAGGCUCACGCGAAGAUGAUCAUCGAGAUACGCAAGCAAGUGUACGCCAAAGUGGCGCUCAAGGACGAAGGCAUGCAGAACGACUUCGUGCGGGAGAAUCACAACAUGGAGGAGAUCGCGGCGGCGGAGGCCAGCGAGCAGGAGGAUGAGGAGCUGGAUCAGCUUCAGGUGGACACGGCUACAGACUGCUACAUCUUCGAAGACAACAACAUGGUCCUCUGCGUCCGCGACUGGCGGCUUGCGCAAUGCCUCGCGGAGGGUUGGCUGCCGUUGGAGCCGUUGCUGGAGGAGCACGGCAGGCCGGCGGAGGAGAGGCUCCGAAGCCUUGAGGCGGAGCUAGCCAGCGAGUCCGAAGAGGAGGUUUAAGGUUUGAGCGACUUCUCCUUCGGAACUACGGCCGCAUGUGCUGCCCAUCGGCCGAUGCUGAGGUUGGCGAACGCAUCACACCCAUCCCUUUAGACGCGCAG
Molecule: messenger RNA, 1148 nt
Organism: Effrenium voratum
Lineage: Eukaryota; Dinophyceae; Suessiales; Symbiodiniaceae
Source: the annotation of a GenBank genome assembly